Messenger RNA from Cotesia congregata, 258 nucleotides. The record is from the annotation of a GenBank genome assembly. NCBI's taxonomy places the organism in Eukaryota, Metazoa, Arthropoda, Insecta, Hymenoptera, Braconidae.
AUGCCGCGGCUGAAAAAUCGGGGUUUUCACAGGCCGGCGUACUGGUGGUCAUCAGACAUAGCAGAACUUUGCAAAAGAUGCCAUGAGCUUCAUCGCCGUGCAACGAGAAAUGCAGAACGCUCCCCAAACCAGGACUUAUAUUCAAACGAGUACAAGCAGGCCAAAAAGACGUUAAACCGAGCCAUCAAAGCAAGUAAAGCGAUGUUGUGGAAAGAGAUCUGUAACGAUCUUGACAAGGACAUAUGGGCGGGAAGUUAA